Cydia pomonella (codling moth) is the source of this 5108-nucleotide messenger RNA. RefSeq names its product kinesin-like protein Klp61F (gene Klp61F). Gene Ontology annotation, cellular component: spindle microtubule; nucleus. Gene Ontology annotation, biological process: mitotic spindle assembly; microtubule-based movement. Gene Ontology annotation, molecular function: ATP binding; plus-end-directed microtubule motor activity; microtubule binding. NCBI's taxonomy places the organism in Eukaryota, Metazoa, Arthropoda, Insecta, Lepidoptera, Tortricidae. The coding region runs from base 379 to 3837 and encodes 1152 amino acids. The transcript is spliced from 22 exons. The record is from RefSeq and is a predicted model, not a curated record.
ACUAAACUGGUUUCUUCAUAUAAUUAUUUGAAUUUUGUGAGCAAAAACUACUGUUAAUUGUACGAUAGUCCGAUAAACCUUUUGCAUUUUAUUCUUUUUCUACUAUUCUCAAUAAGACAUAACUUCAUUGAGAUUUAAAUCUUUAUUUCUAGUUUUCUGAUGAUAUCAUCUAUAGCAAGCCUUAUAUAUUUUUUGAUAUGGCAAUUAUACCCAAACCGAAAUUUGAAUUUUGUUUGAACGACUACGUUUAACGGAUUCCCUUGACGAAAAAUUGGGAUUUUGACGCAUUUUAUUUUAUUUUAGUGAAUUGUUCAGAAAUUUUCGAAACAUUGAGUGUAGCAAACACAGUGUGAAGUAUUUUAUGUGUGUAGUGCCAAGAUGACGUCGGAAAAGGGCUCUCGGAGGGAUAAAAACCAGAACAUCCAAGUGUUUGUGAGACUAAGACCUCUUAAUCAGCGGGAGCGAGACAUAAAGUCCCUGGGAGUGGUGGAAGUAGUGAACGGGCGAGAGGUGGUGGUGCGUCAGUCGCAGCAGACCACACUCACUAAGAAGUUCACAUUUGACCGCGCUUUUGCACCUAAUACUAAACAGAUUGAAGUGUAUCAGCAAGUAGUGAGUCCAUUAAUAAAGGAGGUGCUAUGCGGCUACAACUGCACCGUGUUCGCGUACGGGCAGACGGGCACCGGCAAGACACACACUAUGGUCGGCGAGAGCACCACAGAUGAGAAUGUUAACUGGCAGAAUGACCCUCUGGCCGGCAUCAUUCCGCGCGCUCUCAGCCAACUGUUCGACGAGCUGCGCAUCUCCAACACCGAGUAUACGGUCCGAGUGUCGUACCUGGAACUUUAUAAUGAAGAGCUGUUUGACCUGCUGUCUACUUCUGAAGAUAACUCCAAGCUUAGGAUCUAUGAAGAUGUCACUAGGAAGGGAGCUAACAUUGUUAAUGGACUGGAAGAGAUUACGGUAUACAACAAGAAUGAAGUAUACAAGAUUAUGGAACAAGGCCAGGAAAGGAAGCGGGUGGCUUCCACACUUAUGAACGCACAAUCCAGUGAGAAUCCCAAUGGCAAGCCUACAUUGUCCUACCGUUCCCACACAGUAUUCACCAUUGUAGCCCACAUGAAAGAGAAUAAUCAAGAGGGCGAAGAGCUAGUCAAGAUCGGCAAACUGAACCUGGUCGACCUGGCCGGAUCCGAAAACAUCAGUAAAGCUGGCUCUGAUAAUCCUGCGAAGAAGGAAAGAGCAAGAGAAUGUGUUAACAUUAACCAGAGCUUGCUGACGCUUGGAAGAGUGAUUACAGCUCUGGUGGAGAGACAUCCACAUAUACCAUACAGAGAAUCAAAGCUCACCCGCAUCCUCCAAGAGUCCCUCGGAGGCCGCACCAAGACCUCCAUCAUCGCCACCAUCUCCCCCGGCCACAAGGACCUGGAGGAGACCAUGAGUACCCUGGAAUAUGCCCAUAGAGCCAAGAACAUCCAGAACAAGCCGGAGGUGAACCAGAAGAUGACCAAGACCGCCAUGCUAAAGGAGUAUGCCGAGGAGAUCGACAAGCUCAAAAGAGACCUGCAAGCGGCCAGGGAUAAAAAUGGCGUGUGCUUAUCCAGCGAAACCUUCGCUGAAAUGAACCUCAAAGACGAAGAGCAACGCAAGGAAAUACAGGAACUGCUGCUAAAGAAGCGCGCCAUGGAGGAGGAACGGGAUCGUAUGGAGACCGUGUUCAAUGAGCUGAAUCAGACGCUGCAGGAACGGGUGUCAGAGCUGAACAACACGAGACGGGCUAUGCAGAACACGAAGGAAACGCUCGCUAAUACUAAGAAUGCACUCCAAACCACUAUGAUCCAGUGCGAGGAGCAGAAGCACCUGGUCAGCAGGCACCGCGCCACGGAGCAGGAGCUGAGCGCGCAGGCCCGGGACAUCAUGCACGUCGCCGACACGGCCGCCACGCACGUGCACCAUCUACACGCCAGUGUGGACAAACGCAGAAUGGUGGAAUCGACGAAUGUCCAGGUGACGCUCCGCUACCGCCAGCAGGCGGGCGCGCUGCGGGCCGAGGUGGCGGGCGGCACGCAGGCCUUCAUCGAUGCCCUGGCGCACGCGCUGCAGACCUUACAUCAGCAGACAGACAGCUACACAUCGAGUAGCACAAGUAGCAUGGAACAAGAUAAAAAGAAGUUGGAAGAGCUUGCGCAGAAAAUUCUUGAAACUACUAAUGAGACGUCAUCAACAUCCAACAACCAGUACGAGACGUUCGUAAACGUGUUAUCUCGCGGUCGGGAGGAGCUGACGGCGGGCCCGAGCAGUCUGUACGCGUCGUUCCGCGCCGCGCUGCUCGCCUGCCUGCAGCGCGCCGCUGCGGGAAAACAACGCGUCAGCGAAUGGGAUGCACCGCAGGCCAUUGAGAAAUUAGUGCAAGGAUGGCUCAACGACAGUACAGAGCGCGUGGCCUCCCUGCGCCGAUCGCACGAGUGCUAUCACAGUUCUGCCUCCGAGGCGGAGGCGCGGCGCAUCGAGCUAUACAAGAGACAACGUGACGCUCGCAGACAACGCGUGUUGAAAGCUAGCGGGAGAAUUGAUGCCGCAUUAACUCAACUACAAACCGAGAGGUCUCACCUAGAAAACCGCGUCACGAAACAACUGUCCGACAUCGAACACGAGCGCCGGGAGGGCGAGGCGCGCCUGGAGCGCUGGGCCGAGGAGGAGCGCCUGCGACUGGCGCGACACGUCGAGGCCGAGCGCCAAGCGCUCUACGCCAGGCUCGACAAGAGGAUAGCUGAUGUCGAACACGAGAAGAACACUUUAGAAGAACGGCUCAGGAAUAUCGAGUCAUGGCGGGCGGAGCAAAUGGCGGCGGCAGAGGAAGAAAACAAGAUGGCGGACGCCGAUCUCGCGGAGUGCGAGGCCGGCGGCACUGCGUGCCUCAAGUGCAUGGACAAGUACAGCAAGGAGCUUGUCGAGGGUACGAUCGCUCUGAACGCGGACCUGCGAGCGUUCUCGGGCAACAUCGUGCACGUGACGGAGCACUACAACAAGGAGCUGCUGGACCUGCUCACGAGUGCCACGGAACAGAUCGAGCAAGAGGCGAACUCUGCCAUCGCGUUAGGAGAGCAGAGCACGCAGCAGCUGUGCGAGCGCACCAACGACACGCUGGACAGUGUCCUGGCCGGCAACAAGCAGCUGCUGGAUGCCGUCAUGCAGAAGAUUGAGGCGUCAGCCGCUGCGACCGUAUCCUCGUUAGCGACCGUGUCGUCGUCCACGGCCGGCCUCGUGCAGCGCUCCCGCGCGGCGCUGGCGGCGCAGCGCGGCGCCGUGCAGGGGCUGCUGCAGCGCGCCGCCGUGUUCCACGACGACGUGCGGCGCGCGCUCGCUCACCACGAACAGCUCGAGGGGAGGGCGUUUGGGGAGGACUUCAAGCUGUACUCGCCCACUGGCAAGACGCCGGUGCGGCAGGAGUACCGCUUCCCGCGCGCGCUGGCGGCCACGUCGCCGCCCGACCGCAUCCUCGCGCGGUUCCGCGCCAUGCGGCACAACGGACACGACGAGGAUUGCAUAGUGUUGGAGUCGGACGCGUCGAGCCGGCCGGCGUCGGACAGCGAGUCCGUGUCGGAGGACUCGGCGCUCAGCGAGCUCACCUCGCCCUCGCCGCCCGCCCAGCCGCCCGCCGAGCCCCGCCCGCCCAGUGCUAUGCUCAAGUGUACGUCCGAAACGGAUCUUUAUUACAGAAAGCAGGCCGGCAAGGAGAACGGCGCGGCGGCCCGCGCGCCGGCCAGCCACACGAAGCGCUCCCGCCUGCCCGCGCCCGCCAGCCACAAGAAGCCGCUCGUCGAGAGGAACGACUAACAUCAGCCUUACCAACUUGCACAAACAUUUAUUAGCGAUAACAAAUCUUCUAAUCGAUAUCCGUAUCCGUCAUCAUCAUCAUCAUCCGUAUCCGUCAAAAUGCUAAUAUUAGGUGUAGCCAUAUGCUGUAUCUUUAGGUAUUUAACCUAUUGACCGCCACAGUCGGCUCUGGCCGUCAUCGGAAAGUCUUGCCAAGGACGCCAACGUCGGCUCCAGCCGACAGCAUCGCCAAUUGAAUAGGAAAUUUUGCGGAACUCCAUAAAGUUCAGUUUCGCUUAAAUAAUCGCGUGUGCCUGGCGUCCGGGGCGCGGCAUAUUCCUUCGCCGUCUGGCGUUCAAAAGGUUCAAUAAAACUAAACAAACAAUAGGGAAUAUUACGCGAAACUGCGUAGGGGGCGCCACUACCACAUCCAUCACAAUCUGAGGGCCUACCGCGAAUCAAAAAUAUCGUAAUUUCGUUAUCUAACCUCUCUAUCACUUGCAUAUUUGAGCGAUGAAGAGGCAGAUACAUUUCGAUUUUCGCGUUUCCCAAUAGGCCCUUUGUAAACAAACCGCCUCGAUGCAUCAAUGUCACAUUUUAUUAUCUCUGAAAACUUCUCAAAAUACAGUUUAAAGCUCAGUAUGCAUAAGUUACUCUAUGGUUUAAGAUACGUGCUAGUGCUGCACUCUGGCGGCAGAACAUUACAGUAAUACUCCUUAUUUGUACAUUUUCGGGUAGUUUUAACAUAUAUUCGCUAAUCAACCAAAUACGAAACCGCCUGGAUCUGUGACUGAACGAUCUGACUUAAACCUACAUUAUUUGAUAAUAGAAUGUUUUCAUCUACCCUCAACUGGCUUAAGAAGCCUAGAUUUUGCUAACUUUUAUUUAAAUACCUAAAGAUACAGAGUAUAGACGUUAAUCUCAUAGAUCGUGUCAUUCACGAAGACGCAUGCCUUGACACGUAUUGUCAUAUUAUUAAAGGUUAGAUUUGACAAAUCUGCGCGUCAACGUGGAUGACACAAACUAAUAACAAUCGAAAUGUACACGGAUCGCCAUCGGCAGGGUUCAUCAUUACACGCACUCCCUGCUGAGGUUUCCUCGAGUACAAUAUAGGCAAAGAAAAUUUGAAAUAGAGGUGAAAACUUUUAGAACGCCAUUUAACUUUGAUCCUUAUUCUUUCACUAAUAUGUCUUAAAUUUGUUAAAUAUCAAAAGUGGCGCCAUCUACUAGAACAUAGGUCAAAGGUAUGGCGGCAGCUUCUCAAGCGACUAUGACAAAUUUAACACAUAUUA